Molecule: messenger RNA, 2702 nt
Organism: Ceratina calcarata
Lineage: Eukaryota; Metazoa; Arthropoda; Insecta; Hymenoptera; Apidae
Exons: 5
Coding region: 1-765 (254 amino acids)
Source: RefSeq, a predicted model, not a curated record
AUGUGUUUAUUCUAUUUUUCAGAAUGCUGGCAGCUAACAAUAAAAAGCGUGAACGUACCAGCGAUGGUGAAGGCCGACGAGACCGAUUACGUGAUUCUGGACUGCGACUACGAUCUUGAAAACACGCCGAGUAAUGGACUAGUCGUGAAAUGGUUCUUCAACACCAAUGAAGUGGCUUACCAAUGGAUAUACGGGAGGGAUCCUCUCGCUGGUGAUACUACGCGAAAGUACGUCGACCUGAAGUACAAAGCCAGUGACGACCCGUUCACCAAGUACCGAGCUAUGAAACUGAAUAAGCCCAGUAUUGAUUUAACCGGCGAGUACACGUGCGUCAUAUCUACCUACGCGGACGAGCAGUCUGCGAGCGCCUCCAUGAUUGUGUAUUCGACGGAGGAUAAAUUCAAUCUUGCAUACAAAAAGAAAACCAUAGACGACAAGGACGGCGUGGAGAUAACGUGUAUGGCAGAAGGACUGUAUCCGCAACCUACUCUGGAUAUAUCAAUUGAAGAUCUUCCAGAAAAACAACCAGUGAAGUCUACCGUUACGUCGCGCGAGGAUGGACUGUACGAUAUCUUAUCAAGGACGGCGUUACUGGACGAGGAUUUGCCGGAAGCAGCGAUUGUCAAAUGCCUGCUCGGUAUACCGAAGGCGAACUACAACGUCUCCCACAAAGUCAUCUACUACCCCAGAAAUUUCGCUGGACGAUUGUCAGUUAGCGUCCUGCUAGUCAUAAUACACGCAACGCUGAUCAACUCGUUCAAUUAAUCGCGUAAUUAUUAGCGAACAACCUAAGACCCAAACGCAGUUAAAAACUGGCAACGCAUAAAACUAUUGUGUCAUAACGCAUCUAAAAGAAACUGAUCGAAAGACUUUGCGCGUACGUGAAACGUAGCAUCAGUUAAAAUGACAGGGAAACAUGUCCGUCAUAUUGGAUACAAGCGUGCACUGCGUCGCAGAGCAUGUAAAGACAUUGUACUAGUCAAGUGUUUGUACCGUGUAACAUUAAAUUUCAAAUUUAUUGUGACAAGUCGGUGCAGUUGGAAACCAAAGAAUUGGUAAUGAAAGACAGAAUUCUUUGCGAAGCUGUAAAUAAUGUUCAAUAUAUUUGAUCGUAUAUAUUACAGUUUGAAUCGAAUAUUAUAGACUGUGUUUGUUACUCUUCGUGUUACGCCAGAUUCGUACUACAUUGUUUAAAGUAUUUAAACGAAUAAGAUGUAUGGUAAUUUAUACGCAACGUACGGAGGAUAAUAUAUAAUAUAUAUAUAAAUAUAAAUAUGAAUGCCUAUAAAUAUACGACGAGGAACCGAAGAAAUGGAGGCUGUGUGGAUAUAUUGAUUAUACGUAACUUGAAUGUGCAAUUAUUUUAAUAUGUGUAAAUAGUUGUGAUAGUAUAUGUAUAGUGUCGAAAGAUGCAAUGGACGAAAAGUAUCGAGGUAUAACAUUUCUGUUUGAGGAAGUGAACUACUGAAUAAUUCAUCGUACGUGUUAACAGCAAAAUGGAAAAUAUUAUAGGUGUCUAUACAGAAUGAAGGGUAAAAAAGAAGUUAGAACAAUCCCGACUGUUUAAGAAGAUAAGUACCAAAUAAUCGAACCGAUGAUUUUAAUUUAUUGACAGAAUUAUAAAUCGUUUUUAUUAACAAUUCCAUGAAGCAGUAUUAGUUUUUAAUUUUAUUAGUAAGAUAUCUUUUGUGAUUUAGAAUAGGAAAGAGGAAUAUACUUGGUCGAACGAAGAAAUCCAAACUGUGCGCAUUAAGAUAAGGGUGUCAACUGUCCGAGUUUCCCCGGAUUUGUCCUGAUUUUUGGGACGUCCGUGGGAUUUCUCUGUAAUGAUGUGGAUUUCUAUUUAUGUUUCGAAAUUGGUAUUUUAUACGUUAUAUUGCAGGAUAAUAGUUUCUCCUUAUUCCUUAGGAAGACACGUACCUUUGAUAGGGUCAAGAAUAGUAUUUUCUUUUAGAGUGCUUUCUCAAAUUUCCAUUUAAGUCUCCGUAGAAUUAUUGGUCUUCUAUAUUUCUAUAUCGAUUAUUAGAUGUCCCGAAAUAAUUAUAUUCGGUCCUGACAAAUACUUCCUUGCCAUUUCGUGACACGAGUUCAUUCUUAUUUUUAAAAAUUGGAAGCAGCUAAAAAUCGGCUUAGAUAAGUUCAUUUAAUUUAGCACAGGUAUUUUUAGUUGCAAGUGCAAGACAUGUUAAAAUUUUCCCUGUUGUUUGAUAGCUCGAAGGUACGUGACUCCUUAAUUAGAAUUAUAAUAGUAAUUUGUGAUAUCGUGUCUAGUCUCGAGGUAAUUAAAUAUAACCGAAUUCCAGAAGGUAAGUCCGGGAUUCCAAUGCUCUCCAUUUGGAAAUUAAUAAUUUUAUAAAUGGUAAUCCUAAUCAAAGUCCGCGUCUGUGUAUUUGAACUAGGCCUAACGUAUAUAAAGAUAAAUCAUUUGCUACAAAUUAUUAGUAAAAGUUCCUUUGAUUUCGUAAGAGAAAAAUGUUAUCGUGUUAAAUUUUAUCAAACGAAACGUUAAUUUGCGUAUGCACUGUUUUCAGAAAUGGAUUAAAUGUAAAUACGGUCUGUGACGUGAACAAUUGAAUUCGUUCGAUUUCUCCAUGUUUUCAUUAACGAUUCAAGUUGUAUGCGCGUAACGAAGUAUAAUAAACGUUGUAAAUAAGUUGUAAAGAAGGUGGACCUAAUAAAGAAACAAGAGAUGUUCCCUUUUA